Molecule: messenger RNA, 1497 nt
Organism: Penicillium cataractarum
Lineage: Eukaryota; Fungi; Ascomycota; Eurotiomycetes; Eurotiales; Aspergillaceae
Exons: 6
Coding region: 1-1497 (498 amino acids)
Source: RefSeq, a predicted model, not a curated record
AUGGGGGGCACCUUCAACUUCCCCCACCCGUCCCUUGGGAUCAUACGGGGUCUGACCUCAUUGUCUACCCAACAGUUCCUUGGUCUCCGUUAUGCUAUUUUGGCUAGCAAAUGGGCUCCGCCUCUUAUGUCCGAAGGAUUUAUCAACGGUAUUGUUGAUGCGACGGUUCAAGGUAUCGAAAUUGAAUUCGGCCACAUUCAGAAAGCACUUCCAGUCCCGGAUAUCCAGAAGUCGGAUACUGAAUGUCUGAAUUUGAACAUUACAGCCCCAACGGAUGUCUCUCCGGGAGCUAACCUGCCUGUUAUCGUUUUUCUCCAUGGCGGUGGUUACGGGAUUGGGGCCAAUUCGUGGCCCCAGUAUGAUUUCCGGCGUGUUGUUGACCUUUCAGUGAGAGGCGGCCAGCCUGUCAUCGGGGUGAACAUCAACUAUCGCCUUGGGGCUUUUGGGUUCCUAACAUCCAAUGAGCUCGUCUCCCAUGGAUACAAGCCCAACAAUGGGCUCCAUGAUCAACGCACGGCCUUGCUAUGGAUCAAGCAACAUAUUUCUGGGUUCGGAGGUGAUCCCGACAACACAACACUCGUCGGCGAGAGCGCUGGUGGAGUUUCUGCAACACAUCAUCUUGAAUCAGAAAUACCCCUGUUCAAACGAAUGGUCAGCAUGAGUGGUACAAAUCUCCUCAUGCAACCGCUUCCUGAGCAGGCGAUGGAGCUUACUUACCAAGCUAUCAUUGAUCGACUGGGACUAGCCUCAAUUCCAGCCUCCCACGGAGUCAGCACGCUAGUAAAUAUGGAUACUAGGAAGCUGCUCCAGGCUAUUCGUCCCAGUGACCCCCUGCUUCCAAUUUAUCGAGGAACUGCUGGCCUGCUCAACCUUCCAGGCCGUAAGUGGUGUGAAGAAAUUAUGAUUGGCGAUUGCCAGACGGAUGCUAGCAUUCUAUCCACGAUGCUCACCCGAGACAAAAAUGGCAUCGUAUCCGCCUCCAGAGAAUCAUUGGCGCGGUCUCUGGGCUCGGCAGGUAAAGCAGACCAGGUCCUCGACGCGUAUUCCAUCAGCCAGAAUACUUCCGAUGAAGAAGCAUUCAUAAGUAUACUUGGGUUCGCUAAUGACAUCUGCUUCUUCCUACCCGUGCUCCAUUAUGGACACUGCUGGUCCGGCCAUGCCUUCAUUUACAAUUUCAACGAGCCCAAUCCCUGGGACGGUCCGUGGAGAGGGUCCGCAAAUCACAUCCUUGAUGUUGCCUUUCUUUUCCAGAACUACAAUGAGUCGCUGUCACAACCCCAACGUGCAGUUGCCAUUCAGUUUGCCCAAGACCUCAUUGCAUUCUCCAAUAGACGUCCACCAUGGUUACCAUUCAUGUGGGAGAAUAAUGACCUGUACUCGCGAGUUUAUGGUGGAAAAGGCGCAAAUACCUCAGGAAAGGUUGUUACUGUGUUGAGAUGCUCGGACCGAACGGCGCGACACUAUCUUGAAGUUGACACAGAGUAUCCCAGCGGAUGA